This is a messenger RNA of Bathycoccus prasinos, 1845 nucleotides long. RefSeq lists its product with no specific name. Bases 1 to 1845 code for a protein of 614 amino acids. Gene Ontology annotation, biological process: protein dephosphorylation. The record is from RefSeq and is a predicted model, not a curated record. The transcript has 2 exons. NCBI's taxonomy places the organism in Eukaryota, Viridiplantae, Chlorophyta, Mamiellophyceae, Mamiellales, Bathycoccaceae. Gene Ontology annotation, molecular function: protein binding; protein phosphatase regulator activity. Gene Ontology annotation, cellular component: cytoplasm; protein phosphatase type 2A complex.
AUGAAUAGCGGUGGUGGUGGUGGUGGUCCGGACGAUGUCGUCGCCGUCGCCGCGCUCAUCGAUGAGUUGAAGUCGGAAGACGUGCGAUUGCGCCUGAAUUCCAUCAGCCGUUUAUCGACGAUUGCGGCCGCGUUAGGCCCGGAACGAACGAGGAACGAAUUGGUCCCUUUUUUAGUGGACAUGAACGACGACGACGACGAGUGUUUGAUGGCGGUGGCGGAACACAUUCCAUCGCUGGUCACCUCAGUCGGCGGGGAUGAGUUCGUUCACGCGCUGUUGCUACCUUUGGAGAGUUUAAGCACGGUGGAGGAAACCGUGGUGAGGCAAAAAGCGGUGGAAGGUUUAGUCAAAGUCGGCGAGCGAUGCGAUCGCGCGAGCGCGAUGGAACAUUUUUGCCCUUUGGUGAAACGAUUGGCCACCGGGGAGUGGUUUACGGCUCGGGUGAGCGCGUGUGGAUUAUUCGCGUGCGCGUUGGAAAAAGUGAGCAGUAAUGGUAACGGGGGCGAAGAGGAGAAGAAGAUGAUUGCGCAGUUGAGGAGUUUGUUCGGGCAGUUGUGCGACGACGAGACGCCGAUGGUGAGAAGAGCGGCGGCGACGAAUUUGGGAAAGGUGGCCGAAGCGAGCGUGGAGGAUAAGCAGUUUAUCAACGACGAGGUGUUGAAUUGGUUCGGGAAGUUAACCGCGGACGAGCAAGAUUCUGUGAGGUUAUUGGCCGUGGACGAUUGCGUGAGUUUAUCGAAGUUGGUGAGCGAGGAGGAAAGGUUGAAGAGCAUCGUUCCCGUGGCGUUGAAGUUUAGUUCGGACACGUCCUGGCGAGUGAGGUACGCGGUAGCGCAACAGAUUUACGAGUUGUGUGAGAUUAUUGGCGCUGAUUUUGCGAGGGAGGAUUUGUUUCCAGCGUACGAGAACUUAUUGGAAGACGCGGAAGCGGAGGUGCGCAUCGCGGCGGCGGCGAAGGUGAGCAAAUUUUGCGCCUUGGCUGGACCGGAAAGAAGCAGAGAAAAUAUCAUCCCGAGAGUUCGCGAGCUCGCGAAAGAUGCCAGUCAACACGUUCGAGCGGCGUUGGCGUCGGUCGUCAUGGAAUCCGCGCCGACUUUAGGAAAAGAGGAAACCGUGAAUCAACUCUUGCCAAUCUUUUUGGUGUUGUUGAAGGACGAGUUUCCAGACGUGAGACUAAAUGUCAUCGGUAAAUUAGACCAAGUCAACGAAGUCAUCGGCGUGGAUACGCUUUCCAAAGAACUUUUGCCCGCUAUUAAAGAUUUAGCUGAAGAUCGACACUGGCGCGUGAGAUUGGCGAUUAUCGAAUACAUUCCGAUUUUAGCCACGCAAACCGGCGAGAGUUCGUUUUUGUUUUCGAAAGAGGCGAGCACUAGCGAUAGCGAAAAUAAUAGCGCGGAAGAUGUUUUGAAUUCCUUGUGUUUGCGAUGGCUCGCGGAUCCGGUUUCCAGCAUUCGUCAAGCGGCUGGGCAAAACUUGCAAAAUUUAACCGCCUUGUUCGGUUCCGCCUGGGCGAAAGAACACGUCAUUCCUAAACUCGAGUCGUUGUUACAAACGGAGAAAAAUUAUUUGGUCAGAGUGACGGUAGCGUCGACUUUAGGGAUGUUGGCGGAGAAAGUAGACGAGGGGGAUAUUACGGGAACGCUAUUUCCGAUUGCAAAAGCCGCCGCGGCGGAUUCAGUGGCAAACGUACGAUUUAAUAUUGCUAAAUCGCUCGAGAAGAUGGCGAAGAGCGUGAGCGCAGGGAGCGCGAUUAGAACAGAAAUCUUGGAAGUUUUGGACGGUUUAAAAGCAGACGCUGAUGUGGACGUGCAGUUCUACGCGUCCGAGGCUAGAAAUGCAUUUUGA